Molecule: messenger RNA, 2611 nt
Organism: Cyprinus carpio (common carp)
Lineage: Eukaryota; Metazoa; Chordata; Actinopteri; Cypriniformes; Cyprinidae
Product: signal recognition particle subunit SRP72-like
Biological process (GO): SRP-dependent cotranslational protein targeting to membrane
Cellular component (GO): signal recognition particle, endoplasmic reticulum targeting
Molecular function (GO): ribosome binding; protein binding; 7S RNA binding
Source: RefSeq, a predicted model, not a curated record
GGGUCACCGUGGGACUUUUAUUCUGCCCCGGUCGCUGCUUCCGCUCAUAUGGCUAAAGAUGGCGAGCGGAUCGGGCCCCGUUUCUGCUCUCUGGACCGAAAUCAACCGCUGCGGACAGAACGGCGACUUUACUAGAGCCCUGAAAGCUGUCAACAAAAUUCUUCAUGAAAAUAAGGACGAUGUGACAGCCCUGCGUUGUAAAAUCGUCUGUCUGAUCCAGAAUGGAGGUUUUAAAGAAGCCCUGAAUGUCAUGAACACACACACUAAAUCACUGACCAGUGACAUGAUCGGGUUUGAGAAGGCCUACUGUGAAUACCGUCUGAACAGGGUAGAUCACGCUUUGAAAACUAUCCAGGGAAUCCCCGAGCAAACAGACAAACUCAAGGAGCUCUACGGCCAAGUGUUGUACAGACUGGAGCGGUAUGACGAGUGUCUGGCCGUUUAUAAAGACAUGAUCAGAAACUCUCAGGACGAUUAUGAAGAGGAGAGGAAGACGAAUCUGUCAGCUGUAUUAGCGGCACAGAGCACCUGGGAGAACACGUCGGCGGAGGAUCUGGGUUUACCGGAGAGCUCGUAUGAGCUGUGCUACAAUGCUGCCUGUUGCCUGAUUGGUCAAGGGCAGCUCAGCCAGGCCAUGCAGAAACUGCAGAAGGCUGAAGAGUUGUGCAGGAAGUCUUUGGCUGAGGAUUCUGAUGUGACGGAGGAGGAUGUUGAAGCUGAACUGGCCAUCAUUCACUCUCAGAUGGCUUAUGUGAUGCAGCUACAGGGCAGAACCGAAGACGCCCUUCAACUCUACAAUCAAGUCAUUAAACUCAAGCCGUCUGAUGUGGGUCUGCUGGCUGUGACUGCCAAUAACAUCAUCACCAUUAACAAGGACCAAAACGUGUUUGACUCCAAGAAGAAGGUGAAACUGACCAGUGCUGAAGGGGUUGAGCACAAACUGGCCAAAAAACAGCUGCAGGCCAUUGAGAUCAACAAAGCCCUGUUGGCUAUGUACACUAACCAGGCCGAUCAGUGCAAUAAGAUGUUGGCAAGCCUGCAGACCCAGAAUCCAGGGCACCCCAGACCAGUUCUGAUCAAGGUGGCCCAGCUCUGCCGAGAAAAACAGCACAACAAAGCCAUAGAGCUCUUACAGCGGUUUUCAGAUCAGCACCCCGAAAGCGCUUCUGGAAUCAAACUCACCAUGGCACAGCUGUACGUGACGCAAGGUCAUGUGACCAAAGCCUGUGACAUCCUGAAGUCAAUAGAGGAGAUGAAGUAUAAACCAGGAAUGAUUUCUGCUCUGGUCACGAUGUACACGCAUGAAGAGGACAUUGACAGUGCGAUCGACGUCUUCACUCAAGCGAUCCAGUACUAUCAGUCAGAGCAGCCGGGGUCUGCGAUCCACCUCUCUCUGGUGCGAGAGGCUGCCAACUACAAGCUGAAAUACGGCCGUAAGAAAGAGGCCACCAGUGACCUGGAGCAGCUGUGGAAACAAAACAAGAAAGACGUCCACACGCUGGCCCAGCUCAUCUCUGCAUACUCGCUCGUGGAUCAAGACAAGGCCAAAGCUCUGAGUAAGCAUCUGCCUUCCCCGGACACCAUGUCCUUCAAUGUGGACGUUGAUGAACUGGAGAACUCGCACGGAGCCACGUAUAUCAGGAAGAAAGCUGCCAAAGUCGUGGGCGAAAGCCAGCCUAAAGAACAGGGUCCAGAGGGUGUUAAAAAGAAGAAGAAAAAGAAGAAAGGUAAACUGCCCAAGAACUACGACCCCAAAUCGACCCCCGACCCGGAGCGCUGGCUGCCGAUGCGAGAGCGUUCGUACUACCGCGGCAAGAAGAAGGGCAAGAAGAAGGAGCAGGUCGGCCGCGGCACACAGGGAGCAACAUCUGGAGCGUGUGCCGAGCUAGACGCCAGUAAAAGCGCCAGCAGUCCGCCCACCUCCCCUCGUCCCGGCUCAGGAACAGGCACCGCCACGAGCAACGCGGUUCCCCCGCGACAACAGAAACCUGCUGCGGCCGGAGCCACUCGCAAGAAGGCUCCGCAGAAGAAGAAGAAAGGAGGGAAGGGAGGAUGGUAGAUAGACGAAACGAUUUCAUCUAACAUUUGGUUUGUUUUGUUUUGAAACUCUGAGAAACCGUUGUAAUAAAGACGCCGCCACCUGCUCCAGUGGCCUGGAGGAUGAAAUGCAAACGUUUUAGUCAUUAAAUUCUGAAGGAUGUGGAAAAGGAAUGUGAUUUUUGAUUGGUGUCGUAUGGAUAAAUUGGGAAUCCGUUGUCAAUGCAUUUUUUUAACCAUCCAAUCCACUGUAUACAUGCAUUACUAUCUAUGUUAAAGAGUCUGGGGCAUUUCUCCUUUGCUUUUUUUCUUUUUUUUUUUUUUUUUUUUUAUAAUAUUUGCUUUUUUUGCCCCCACCCCCCAUAUGUUCUGGACCUGGAGGAUUUCUCUGUUCAUCUUUUGUCUGCUUGGUACAUGAACGCUUAAUAAAGCAAGUGGCUGUUUAUGCAAAGCUGAGAUAUUUAUUUUUUAAAUCCAGUACUCAACGCUGAUUAUAAUUUUUGAACAAACUCUCCUCAGAAACAGAUCUCCAGUGUUAUGUCUUAAUAAAGAGAUUCCUGGAAAAAGCAGUGAA